Messenger RNA from Amphimedon queenslandica, 588 nucleotides. RefSeq names its product ras-related GTP-binding protein A-like. Gene Ontology annotation, cellular component: lysosome; nucleus; Gtr1-Gtr2 GTPase complex. The transcript has 4 exons. Lineage: Eukaryota; Metazoa; Porifera; Demospongiae; Haplosclerida; Niphatidae. Gene Ontology annotation, biological process: cellular response to starvation; negative regulation of autophagy; positive regulation of TORC1 signaling. Gene Ontology annotation, molecular function: heme binding; monooxygenase activity; GTPase activity. The record is from RefSeq and is a predicted model, not a curated record. Bases 1 to 588 code for a protein of 195 amino acids.
AUGCUACAAGCAUUACCACUGUAUAAGCUGUAUCCUACUGCACCAUUUAAAAGUUUUUUAAAAGCAGUGUAUGAUAUGCAUGCUAUUGGAGAAAGCAUGAUGAAGUCCCGUUUCAAACAACUUCAGAAAUUAGCUCAGGAAGGAGAAGUACUUGAUGAAGAAAGGAUUAGCCUAGUGGAGCAUUUGCUAAUUGAGGAAAAGCUAACUAAAGAGCAAGCACUAUCGCAAGCAUGCGAUUUACUGUCUGCUGGUGUUGAUACUUCUUCCGAUACAAUUUAUGAAAAGAGAGAAUCUGAGCUUGUUAAGAGAUCGUUGCCCCUUGAGUGUAAAUGUUUCAAGACAUCAAUAUGGGAUGAGACACUUUACAAGGCCUGGUCUCAAAUAGUCCAUCUCCUCAUACCUAAUGUCAAUACACUUGAGAUGCAUCUUGACAGUUUUGCUGGUAUUCUUGACGCUGAUGAGGUCCUCCUCUUUGAGAGAGCCACCUUCCUGGUCAUAGCUCAUUCUGUGAAGAGGCAACAUAGUGACAUUCAUAGAUUUGAAAAAAUUAGUAACAUAGUCAAGCAGUUUAAACUGAGUUGCAGGUAG